AUGAAUUGAACCUGACUCCACCCUCUGUUAUUAAACUCCAACUAUCUAGACUAUUCACGCACACUCCAGUUCACACUAAAGUGUGUUUGAAGAAAGUUGAACAUGGCAGAAAAAGACAGAGAGGAGUCAGAGUAUUUUCUUGAGAAUGAAGAAGAUGAUGAAGUGCAUGAUAUAGAAUGCAAUACUAGUGCUAAUGGUGGGAGUAGUAGCACCGGAAGUGAUGAUGAGGAUGGAAAUGAAGGUGGGCAUGGCUCAAGAAAAUCACCCACUUCAACUUUUUCUUCUCAGCAAUGGCCUCGAAGUUACAGGGAAGCAACAGAUUCAUACACAAUUGCUGCAUCGCCAAAUUUUGGGCUUAUUCGACGUUCAUCUACCUUCAGACAUUCAUUUUACGAUGUCAGUGCUAGAACCAGUUUAGACGAUGUUACUAAGACCUCUUUAUUGGGGGAAUAUGAAAAAAAUUACAAGAAAGAAGAGUUAGACAGGGUAUCAAGAUCUUCGUGGUGGUCUGAGAAGGCUUCACUGCAUGAGGAUUUCGCAGGAGAACUUCCUAUUGGUCAUGGAUGCAGCCUUACUCAAACUAUUUUCAAUGGAGUAAAUGUGCUGGCUGGAGUUGGGAUUCUCUCUACCCCUUAUGCGGUUAAAGAAGGUGGCUGGGCAAGCUUGGGAGUGCUAGUUCUGUUUGCUGUCAUAUGCUGCUAUACAGCUUCUCUCAUGAGACAUUGUUUUGAAAGUAAAAAAGGAAUUUUAACCUACCCUGACAUAGGAGAAGCUGCUUUUGGAAAAUAUGGACGGCUUUUCAUAUCAAUCGUUUUGUACACAGAACUAUAUUCUUACUGUGUGGAAUUCAUUACUUUGGAAGGGGAUAAUCUCACCAGGUUAUUUCCUGGAGCAGCCUUAAAUUGGGGUUUUCUUAACCUGGACUCCAUGCAUUUCUUUGGAAUUCUCACUGCUGUUGCUGUUCUGCCAACUGUGUGGUUAAGAGAUCUAAGAGUAAUUUCAUACCUUUCAGCUGGAGGAGUCCUCGCAACACUUAUGAUUAUUAUUUGUGUGGCUUUUCUUGGCACAAUGAACGGUAUCGGAUUUCAUCAAACUGGCCCAGCAGUUAAUUUCAGUGGGAUGCCUUUUGCAAUUGGUGUAUAUGGUUUUUGCUAUUCCGGACAUGCUGUUUUUCCCAACAUCUAUCAAUCAAUGGCUGAUAAAACAAAAUUUACCAAGGCACUUAUGAUAAGUUUUCUAUUGUGCGCUCUUCUGUAUGGGAGUGUUGCAAUCAUGGGAUAUCUUAUGUUUGGUCAAGACACGUUGUCUCAAAUAACUUUAAAUAUGCCAGACCAUCUCUUUGCUUCAAAAGUGGCACUAUGGACAACGGUUAUUAAUCCACUAACGAAGUAUGCACUUUUGAUGAACCCACUGGCACGGAGUAUAGAAGAGCUGCUGCCUAUUGGUGUUGCCAAUAGUAUAUGGUGUUUCAUUUUUCUUAGAACAGCACUUGUUGCCUCAUCUGUAUGCGUUGCAUUUCUUGUUCCAUUCUUUGGUCUUGUGAUGGCUUUGAUUGGUUCUCUUUUAAGCGUUCUUGUGGCAAUCAUAAUGCCAGCAUUGUGUUUCUUGAAAAUCUUGGGGAAGAAAGCAACAACUAUGCAGAAAGUCUUGAGUACUACAAUCGUCGUGGUCGGUGUUGCCACUGCGGUCAUCGGAACUUUCUCUUCAUUGUUGGAGAUUGUGAAGAAGUAUUAGAAAGCUGGGUCACUGGGACACUGCUUGCCCAUUUUGGUGAACUGGGGGGCUGUGUGAUCUGUCCUAAAUCCUCAUUAUAGUUUCGUUCUUUGUCUUUUUAUGUGCUUCAUGGUGUUAAGAAGUAUGCACUUUUUAUAAUCAAUCGACUGUGAUGUACUUACAUUUGAGAGGCAUAUUAUAUACUACUGUAUUGUGACGAAGAUGCAUUGAACAGUAUCUUCGUCACUCCACCGUUCUCCAAAAAGACAGUGAUCGUAUUAAAUUGAUAUAUUAGAUAACGUGAAAUUUUAUAC
This is a messenger RNA of Daucus carota subsp. sativus, 2027 nucleotides long. RefSeq names its product amino acid transporter AVT1A. Bases 103 to 1734 code for a protein of 543 amino acids. Gene Ontology annotation, biological process: amino acid transmembrane transport. Gene Ontology annotation, cellular component: membrane; plant-type vacuole. Gene Ontology annotation, molecular function: amino acid transmembrane transporter activity. The record is from RefSeq and is a predicted model, not a curated record. Lineage: Eukaryota; Viridiplantae; Streptophyta; Magnoliopsida; Apiales; Apiaceae. The transcript has 12 exons.